This is a messenger RNA of Ilex paraguariensis (yerba mate), 558 nucleotides long. The record is from the annotation of a GenBank genome assembly. Lineage: Eukaryota; Viridiplantae; Streptophyta; Magnoliopsida; Aquifoliales; Aquifoliaceae.
AUGGUGAGACAGCGCUACAUGCACUUGACAGAAGAAAUUUUGAAAGAAAACCCUGUUUUUUGUGAACACAUGGCAGCUUCACUAGGUGCUAGGCAAGACAUGUUGGUGGUUGAAGUACCCAAACUAGGCAAAGAAGCAGCCCAAAAGGCAAUCAAGGAAUGGGACUACCACCUCACCAAGCUCCUCGGACUUAGCCCUUCGGUCAAGCGCUUCAUGAUGUACCAACAAGGCUGUUUUGCCAAUGGCACGGUUCUCUGCCUCGCCAAAGACUUGGCUAAGAAUAACCGAUAUGCUCGAGUACUCGUGACUAAUUUGGAUAGCCUUGUCACUCAAGCACUUUUUGGUGACGGGGCGGCCGCAAUCAUGAUUGGGUCAGACCCAGUGAUUAGAGUCGAGAAGCCAUUGUUUGAGCUCAUCUCGGCCAUCCAGACCAUUCUCCCAAUGGUGCAAUUGAGGGACAUCUCCGAGAAGCUGGGCUCACAUUCCACACUGAUGAAGGAUGUGCCUGUGCUAAUCUCCAAGAACAUUGAGAAAAGCCUGAGGCAUUCAGUCCCUUAG